Molecule: messenger RNA, 504 nt
Organism: Pseudopodoces humilis (Tibetan ground-tit)
Lineage: Eukaryota; Metazoa; Chordata; Aves; Passeriformes; Paridae
Source: RefSeq, a predicted model, not a curated record
AUGCCGGCGGGGCUGGGGCGGCGAGGGCCGCUCUGGGCCGGGCCGCUGCUGCUGCUGCUGCUGCUGCUGGAGCCGGAGCUGCUGCUGGAGCCGGCGGGCGCGCAGGAGCCCUGGCGGCAGCUGAUCCAGUGGGAGAACAACGGGCGCCUCUUCAGCCUCCUCAACAGCGGCGCCGAAUUCGUGCCCGCCGGGCAGGAGCGGCCCGCGGGCAACCGGCUGUGGCUAGCGGGGCCGGCGGCGGGGCCAGCGGGCAGCGUGCGCCGCCAGGCCUCGGGGACAGUGCGGGGACAAGCGCGACAUCCUUUCGGCUUCGGGCAGGUGCCGCCCAACUGGCGGGACGGCCCCAGGGGCGACAGCGGCUGGGGACAGCGGCGACAGGCGGGGAGGGGCCGGCAGGGCACGGCCGGGGUGGCCGCGGCCGCGUUCGCGGUGGCCUCGGCGGGACAAACGCACGCCGGUGUCGCCGCGGGGGUGGCACCGCACGAGGGGGUCCUGGUCGAUUGA